AUGGGUGUUACCGGUGGUGGGCUCGACAGUGAGGAAGAGAUUACUGCAGGCACACCAAUGAUGGACAAAUGGAAAGCAGCUCAGGAAGUAUGCCCUGAGUUCUAUCGACUUAAGAUCAUGCUGGGCGAGCGCAUGAAUGUCAGCACUCAUACCAUUAACAACAGUGGUCAGAGCAUCGAUCUCACAAGUGUUCUUCCCGGUAGCAGCAGGCGCGCUGCUCGGAGCGCAUCCGAUAACGAAGUAACUACGCAUUCAGACGCUGCAGCAGAAGAGGAGGAUGAGGACGCAGAGGGUGACGAUGAUAACGAUGAUAUAGUUGAGACAACAGAGGAUGGAGUCCCCACGAUCGCCGUUACGGAGGCCUCCCCGCGUAAGAAUAAGGGUAAAGAGAAGGUCUCUCGCAGUUCUAGCCCUUCGACCAGAUCUCAAUCAAUCUCGCCGAGUCGUAAGCGUGGUCCGAGCGAAUUUGAACAUCUCCUGGAUAUCGUGGAGCAGGGGGAGUCUAGAAAACGUCGUCGCGAUAUAGGGAUCGAGCAGACCAAGCGUCUGGAGUCACAGGAGGAAACCAGACGACAAGCAGGAAAAGACUCGUUGGAACUGCAGCGUCUGAAGCUGGAAAUGGCUGAGCGUCAGGCUGUUCGUGAGCAUGAAAUGACUAUGGCAAAGCUACGUAUAUACGGCGUGGAAGCAGUGGCUAUGCCAUUGGAGAGUAGCAUGAAGAAGAUGAAUAUCAAUGUCAAUGCUAUGGAAUCUCCUGGUACUUUGAACGCGGCCGGCGAUGCAAUUGGGCCGGUGAAUGGAGCACUUGAAGACAUUUCGUCCAUUGACUAUCAGGAAUGGAUGGAACAAGAAGACAAGGUGAUUUAA
Molecule: messenger RNA, 867 nt
Organism: Letharia columbiana
Lineage: Eukaryota; Fungi; Ascomycota; Lecanoromycetes; Lecanorales; Parmeliaceae
Exons: 1
Coding region: 1-867 (288 amino acids)
Source: RefSeq, a predicted model, not a curated record